CUCUGGCGAGACUACCGCGGCGUCAUUUGCAGUGCGUCGUGCGCUCAUCGAAGUCCAACUGCCAUUGCGCCCGCAGCUUUCACGGACUGUCCCUUUAGAUUCCCCACACCUUUCACGCCAUCAUGCGACCAACCUCGGCCUGCCUCGCGCCAGGCUUCCUGAAGCGGAGUCUGGACGAAUUCAAGCGCCUCUCCAACUUUGCACUCAAGCUCGAAGGCAUUAGGUCACCGUCCAAGCCCUUCCCUCUGAUCCACUUCAACCAGCCUGAGGACCUGGAACGAUGCAAGCGCAUGAGCGACAAAGACAUCGGCGGCUAUUCCACCGCGAACUUCGACUACCAUCCUGUCACCCAAACCGAGCCCUCACACGUCCGCUUCCACGGUACCAUAUCCACACAACUACCACACAACCAACCACACAUUCAAAGAACAGGCUAUGCGGGAUGGAGAACACUUGACCGAGGCUCAACUAUCUUCGGCAAGUCAUUGUGGGACGUGACCAUGUACAACUUCCUUGCAAUUCAGUUCAAGUCAGACGGUCGCAAGUACUUUGUGAACGUGCAGACCGAGUCCAUUGUGCCCACGGAUAUUCACCAGCAUUUGCUGCACUCCAAGACACCUGGCGAGUGGGAGACGAUUCUGAUAAAGUGGAACGAGUUUGUGCGGACGAACCAUGGGCAGGUUGUAGAGCCACAGAGGGAGAUGUUGACACAAAAGGUAAGGACAGUGGGUAUCUCAUUGAUAGACCGGAUACCCGGACCAUACGAUCUGAGCAUCAGCAAGAUUUGGGCAACCAACGCAACUAGCGAGGAUGAGUUCUUGAACAGCGCUCCAGUGCCGCAACUGCAGUCUAGUCAAAACGAUCUCAAGAACAUUACGAGGAAAGACUCUGGAUUUGGUGAGGGGUCAAGACAGAAGAUUACAUAG
Molecule: messenger RNA, 926 nt
Organism: Alternaria alternata
Lineage: Eukaryota; Fungi; Ascomycota; Dothideomycetes; Pleosporales; Pleosporaceae
Product: complex I intermediate-associated protein 30, mitochondrial precursor
Exons: 2
Coding region: 123-926 (267 amino acids)
Biological process (GO): mitochondrial electron transport, NADH to ubiquinone; mitochondrial respiratory chain complex I assembly
Cellular component (GO): mitochondrion
Source: RefSeq, a predicted model, not a curated record